Saimiri boliviensis boliviensis (Bolivian squirrel monkey) is the source of this 3500-nucleotide messenger RNA. RefSeq names its product angiomotin like 1 (gene AMOTL1). Gene Ontology annotation, biological process: hippo signaling; regulation of cell migration; actin cytoskeleton organization. The record is from RefSeq and is a predicted model, not a curated record. Gene Ontology annotation, cellular component: cytoplasmic vesicle; bicellular tight junction; plasma membrane. Lineage: Eukaryota; Metazoa; Chordata; Mammalia; Primates; Cebidae.
GGUUACAGUGACGAGCCCGGGCGACCCUCCCCGGCCCGCGCGCGGGGAGAGGGGAGCGCGGACGGCGGCGGGAGCGCGCGGGAAGCUCUAAGACCCAGCAGCGCUUGUCGGUUUUGGGGCUGGAGGUGAAGCCCUGUGUGAAUGGGGUUGAUUGUCUGGCGCGACUUCCCCGCGCUGCCCCAGGCCAUGUCCAGCGCGCUGCCCGGCGGCCGCCUUCCCCAACCCCGGGUCUGAACUAGCCAUGAUCGCCUCAUGUGGAGGACAAAGUUGCGCCGGGGAACCUGUGAGCCUGCGGUGAAAGGUCCCCCUCCUGCUUGUUAUACCCCUGUCCAGGUUCUAGAAGACUCCAACUACUUUUCCCCAGACUUUCAGCUCUAUUCUGGGAGGCAUGAAAUAUCUGCUUUGACGGUGGAGGCAACCAAUAGCAUCAAGGAAAAAGUUGUUGAAGAUCCUCUUUGUAACUUCCACUCCCCAAACUUCCUGAGGAUCUCAGAGGUGGAAAUGAGAGGUUCCGAGGAUGCAGCAGCUGGAACAGUAUUGCAGCGGCUGAUCCAGGAACAACUGCGGUAUGGCACCCCGACUGAGAACAUGAACUUGCUGGCCAUUCAGCACCAGGCCACAGGGAGUGCAGGACCAGCCCACCCUACAAACAACUUUUCUUCCACGGAAAACCUCACCCAAGAAGACCCACAAAUGGUCUACCAGUCGGCACGCCAAGAACCGCAGGGUCAAGAACACCAGGUGGACAAUACGGUGAUGGAGAAACAGGUGCGGUCCACGCAGCCUCAGCAGAACAACGAGGAACUGCCCACUUACGAGGAGGCCAAAGCGCAGUCGCAGUUCUUCAGGGGGCAGCAGCAGCAGCAGCAACAGCAGCAGGGGGCGGUGGGCCAUGGUUACUACAUGGCAGGGGGCACCAGUCAGAAGUCCCGAACUGAGGGGAGGCCCACUGUGAACCGUGCCAACAGUGGACAGGCGCAUAAGGACGAGGCGCUGAAGGAACUGAAGCAGGGCCACGUCCGCUCACUCAGCGAGAGAAUCAUGCAGCUAUCCCUGGAGAGGAAUGGGGCCAAGCAACACCUUCCCGGCUCGGGGAAUGGAAAGGGCUUCAAAGCAGGAGGGGGGCCUUCCCCUGCCCAGCCUGCAGGUAAAGUGCUUGACCCUCGAGGUCCUCCACCUGAGUACCCCUUCAAGACCAAGCAAAUGAUGUCUCCGGUCAGCAAGACCCAGGAGCACGGGCUUUUCUAUGGUGACCAGCACCCUGGGAUGCUCCAUGAGAUGGUCAAGCCCUACCCUCCUCCUCAGCCUGUGAGAACAGACGUGGCCGUCCUGCGGUACCAGCCACCCCCUGAGUAUGGGGUAACAAGCCGCCCAUGCCAACUUCCGUUCCCGUCAACCAUGCAGCAGCACAGCCCCAUGUCCUCCCAGACCUCCUCCAUCAGCGGGCCACUGCACUCCGUCUCCCUGCCGCUUCCACCCCCGAUGGCCCUGGGCGCUCCACAGCCCCCACCCGCCGCCUCCCCCAGCCAGCAGCUUGGCCCAGAUGCCUUUGCAAUUGUGGAGCGAGCCCAGCAAAUGGUGGAGAUAUUGACAGAGGAGAACCGGGUGCUUCACCAGGAACUUCAGGGUUACUACGACAAUGCUGACAAGCUCCACAAGUUUGAAAAAGAACUUCAGAGAAUUUCGGAAGCCUAUGAAAGUCUGGUCAAGUCUACCACCAAGCGAGAGUCACUGGACAAGGCGAUGAGAAACAAAUUGGAAGGCGAGAUUAGAAGACUUCAUGAUUUCAACAGAGACCUCCGAGAUCGACUGGAGACUGCCAACAGGCAACUAUCCAGCAGGGAAUACGAAGGGCAUGAAGACAAAGCUGCAGAGGGGCAUUAUGCUUCCCAGAACAAAGAAUUCUUGAAGGAAAAGGAGAAGUUACAAAUGGAGUUAGCAGCAGUGCGGACUGCAAGUGAGGACCAUCGGAGACACAUUGAGAUCCUGGACCAGGCCUUGAGCAAUGCCCAGGCCAGGGUCAUCAAGCUGGAAGAGGAGUUACGAGAGAAGCAAGCAUAUGUUGAAAAAGUCGAGAAGCUGCAGCAGGCCCUGACCCAGCUGCAGUCUGCAUGUGAGAAGCGAGAGCAGAUGGAGCGAAGACUGCGGACUUGGUUGGAGAGAGAGCUGGACGCGCUGAGAACCCAGCAGAAACAUGGAAAUGGCCAGCCAGCCAACAUACCAGAAUACAAUGCCCCAGCCCUCUUGGAACUUGUGCGGGAGAAGGAGGAGCGGAUCCUGGCCCUGGAGGCCGACAUGACGAAGUGGGAGCAGAAGUACCUGGAGGAGAGCACCAUCCGACACUUUGCCAUGAAUGCCGCAGCCACUGCAGCAGCUGAGAGGGACACUACGAUCAUCAACCACUCACGGAAUGGCAGCUACGGAGAGAGCUCGCUGGAGGCCCACAUCUGGCAGGAGGAAGAGGAGGUGGUGCAGGCCAACAGAAGGUGUCAAGACAUGGAAUACACUAUUAAAAAUCUCCAUGCCAAAAUCAUAGAGAAGGAUGCUAUGAUUAAGGUCUUGCAGCAGCGAUCUCGUAAAGAUACUGGGAAGACAGACUCCUCCAGCCUACGUCCUGCCCGCUCCGUUCCAUCCAUAGCCGCGGCCACUGGGACACACUCUCGCCAGACCUCUCUUACCAGCAGCCAGCUGGCCGAGGAGAAGAAGGAAGAGAAGACCUGGAAGGGGAGCAUAGGAUUGCUGCUGGGGAAGGAGCACUACGAACAUGCCUCCACCCCGCUGCCGCCACCCCCGCCCGCCUCAGCACUGUCCCCCACAGCCUCCACCACGGCAGCCAGCAGUGCCCACGCCAAGACGGGCAGCAAGGACAGCAGCACACAGACCGACAAGAGUGCUGAGCUCUUCUGGCCCAACAUGGCUUCCCUCCCCAGCCGCGGCCGGCUGAGCACGACCCCUGCUCACAGCCCCGUCCUGAAACACCCAGCGGCCAAAGGGACCGCAGAGAAACUGGAGAACUCUCCUGGCCACGGAAAGUCGCCUGACCACAGAGGCCGGGUCAGCAGCUUGCUGCACAAGCCCGAGUUCCCCGACGGAGAGAUGAUGGAAGUCCUCAUCUAACUGCCAUCCCUGUGGAAUUUCAGAACACAACAUUGACAAACAAGGAAAGUGGCAGAGAAAGAAGAAAGAUCUAGAAGGUCGUAGAUGGGAAAUCAGGAAUGAUUUCAACUGAUAAAGAUUUCAGACUCAUAAGAACACAUUUCAUAAAUGUUCAACACAAAAACAGGAGACCUACGUGACUGAAGGUAGAAGAGAACGCAAUGGAUUUUAUUGGACAUAGUGGAAGAGAGAAGAGGCAUGUAGGUUUGCAAACAAAGUUAAGAAAUAGGAAAUGGAAUUUUUCAUUGUACUGAAAAUAUAUCUCUUGGGGAGGGCCUGUGUACCCCUAUUCUCUGAUUACAAAGAGAUAAACCCAAAUGUGGAUCCUCCUUGGAAUACCCCCA